AUGUCAAGAAAGUUGAAUUUGGCUAUGUUAGUAGUAGCAACUGCUUUGUUCAAUAUUUCAAUGGCGCAAAAUACUUAUGUAGUAGGUGAUGCUUUGGGUUGGACUGUACCUCCUGGCGGAGCCGCCGCUUAUUCCACCUGGGCUGCCCCGAAAAUCUUCUCAGUCGGCGACACUCUUGCUUUUAACUUUGCGACUGGAGCACACAAUGUUGCUGAAGUAUCCAAGGCUGAUUUUGAUUCAUGCAACACCGCAAGUCCGAUUUCCACAUCAACUAAUGGACCAACAAACAUUAUAUUAAACUCUGUUGGAACACAUUAUUACCUUUGUACAUUUGCAGGGCAUUGUGACCUAGGCAUGAAAUUGGUUAUAACUGUCUCCGCUGCCUCCAUCUCUCUUGCUCCUCGGCUUGUACCUGUCACGCCCAUUACUCCACCAACAACCACCCCAAUAUCUGCUCCUGCCACGCCUACGCCACCAAGAGCUAACCCCACUACUCCACCGAUAGCCACCCCGAGAUCUGCUCCUGUCGCGCCCACAAGUUCUUCACCAAGAGCUAAGCGUACUGCUCCACCUAUAGCCACCUCAGUAUCUGCUCCUUCCAACUCUAUUACUCCACCAGCAGUCACUCCAGUAUCUGCUCCUAUCACCCCCAGUACUCCACCAAGAGCCACAUCCACUACUCCACCAACAUCUACCCCAGUAUUUGCUCCGACCAAUCCCACUACUCCACCAAGAGCCAAGCCAAUAUCUGCUCCUGCCAACCCCACUACUCCACCUAUAGCUACCCCGAAAUCUUCUCCUUCCAGGCCCACAAGUUCACCAAGAGCUAAGCGUACUACUCCACUAACAGCCACCCCAGUAUCCACUCCUGUCACCCCCACUCUUCCACCAAGAGGCAUGUCUAUUACUCCACCAAGAGCCGCACCAGUAUCUGCUCCUGUCAACCCCACUACUUCACCAACAUCCACCCCAGUAUCUACUCCGGCCACCCCUACUAAGCCACCAAGAGCCACCCCAAUAUCUGCUCCUGCCACCCCAGCUACUCCACCAAGAGCCAAGCGCACUAUUCCACCAACAACCACUCCAGUAUCUGCUCCUGCCAACCCUACUAUUCCACCAACAACCACCCCAGUAUCCGCUACUGUCACCCCCAUUACUCCACCAAGAGCCGCACCAGUAUCUGCUCAUGUCAACCCCACUACUCCACCAACAUCCACCCCAGUAUCUACUCCGACUACCCCUACUAAGCCACCAAGAGCCACCCCAAUAUCUGCUCCUGCCACCCCAGCUACUCCACCAAGAGCCAAGCGUACUAUUCCUCCAACAACCACUCCAAUAUCUGCUCCUGCCAAUCCUACUACUGCACCAACAACAACCCCAAUAUCUGCUCCUACCAUACCUACUACUCCACCAAGAGCCACGUCCACUACUCCACCAACAUCCACUUCAGCAUCUGUUCCUGAAAACUCUAAUACUCCAACAAAAUCCACACCAAUAUCUGCUCCUACCACCCCCAAUACUCCACCAAUAUCCACGCCGAUCACGCCACCAACAGUCACCCCGAUAUCUACUCCUGCCACGGCGAAUGCUCCACCAACAACCACCCCAGCUGCUCCUAUCACCCCUACUAUUCCACCAACAGCUAUCCCAGUAUCUGCUCCUUCACCAGUGACAACUCUAGCACCUGUACCUACGCCAUCUGGGAGCCCUUCCGCCCCAACACCUUUAUCCAUUAUUAACCCACCGUCUCCCCCCGCGAUUCCAUCGACGCCAUUGGCCGGUUCUCCGAUUACGCCUCUGCCUUCCCCUAGUGUCAUUCCACCAUUUGGUAUCCCCUAUGUCCCAACACCUCCAUCGAUCGAGUCUCCGGUUAUGCCACCGCCUCCACCAAGUGCUGCUGCACCAUCUUUGGUUCUUGCAGCAUUGCCAGUCACUUUCUUGGCCAUGGCUUUAGCUAACUUGUUGAAGUAGAUCAUAGUA
This is a messenger RNA of Nicotiana tabacum (common tobacco), 1980 nucleotides long. RefSeq lists its product as uncharacterized. Gene Ontology annotation, cellular component: plasma membrane. Gene Ontology annotation, molecular function: electron transfer activity. The record is from RefSeq and is a predicted model, not a curated record. Lineage: Eukaryota; Viridiplantae; Streptophyta; Magnoliopsida; Solanales; Solanaceae.